ACUUUGGACUACAUUCCAACCCUCUGGUCUCUGAGGUCUUCACGUGAUUCCAGCACAUUAUUUUACUCCCAUCAACUCUAUUUAUCAACUUCCCAAAUCAUUUUUCUUUCUUAAAUAUAUAUCCCCUCAAAACAAUCUGCCACGUAUUCCCCCAUGCACAUGCACGUGUCAGCUCUCCUGACACGUAACUCAUCAUCGUCUUCCUCCACCUAUAACAUAUUCAGUUUUACGCUUAAUCUUCACUCUCAUUCCUCUUCUCGCUUCACAAGGGAGAACACCAUGAAACAUAAGUCUCUCGGUUUGCCGUUUCACGCUUUCUUCAUCUCCGUUUUCAUCUCUUUCUUUCUCGGCACUCAGGCUUUGAAUGAUGUGAACGAUGAUAUCUCCUGUGAGUUGCCUCUCGUGAAGAGGCAUCAGAGAACGUCUCUUCUCGAUACUGAGUUCGGACAGAUCUCCGCCGUUCAAAUCAGGGAUGGAACCAGAUUGGGAGCACGAUAUUAUCUUCAGUUCAUCACAUUGGAACCAAAUUCCGUCUUCCUCCCUGUACUCCUCCAUGCAGACAUGGUUUUCUUUGUUCACACUGGGAGUGGGAGGUUGAUUUGGGCGCAUGGGGAAGAUGAAGGUGAAAAUAAAGUGAGAAAUAUAAAUAUAAGACGAGGAGAUAUGUAUAGGUUGCGCCCUGGUUCUGUGUUUUAUCUGGAGAGCAGCUUAGAAAUGGAACGAGAGAAGCUCAGAAUCUAUGCAAUUUUCUCCAACACGGACGACAACUUAUUCGAGCCCGCCAUUGGGGCAUAUUCGAGCAUUAGACACCUGAUUCUUGGCUUUGAUGGGAAGACCCUGCAAUCGGCCUUUAAGGUCCCACCGGAGGUUAUUGAGUCCUUAAAAAGUGCAACCCGGCCUCCAUUGAUAAUUCAUAGAAUCCCAAAGGAGAAAGAUACCAUCCAUGAUCUGGAAUCUCGGUUCCUCAAGCUCGUUCUAGGCAGCCGAAGUGUCCCCUUCAAUGCUGCCAUCAACAGCAAGAAGAAGAAAAAUAGAGCCUACAACAUUCUUGAUGCAGACGCAGAUUUCAAGAAUUGUAAUGGAUGGAGCCUAUCAGUCGACAGGAAAGCCUUUCCUUUGCUCAGAGGCUCGAACAUUGGUGUUUUCUAUGUAAACUUGACAAAGGGUUCAAUGAUGGGGCCGCACUGGAAUCCCAUGGCCACUGAGAUAUCGGUAGUGUUACAAGGACGAGGAAUGAUUUCGGUGGUCUGUCCUAGCAGUGCAAACAAAUCCGAGUGCCAAAACAUGAGAUUUGAGGCCAACGAAGGUGAUGUUUUAAUAGUUCCCAGAUUCCAUCCCAUGGCUCAGAUGUCUUUCAACAAUGGAUCCUUUAUUUUCAUGGGUUUCAGCACUACGACAAGGAGAAAUUAUCCGCAGUUUCUGGCAGGGAAAAGGUCAUUCUUGCAAACUUUGGACACGCAGAUCCUGGCAGUGUCUUUUAAUGUCAGUAACGCGACGAUCGAACAGAUUUUGUCUCCGCAAGAGGAGUCACUAAUACUAGAUUGCACUUCUUGCGCUGAGGAAGAAUGGAUGAAGGAGAGGGAAGAGAUUGAGAGAAGAAGGCAGGAGGAGGAAGCUAGGAAGAGGAAGGAAGAGGAAGAAAGAAGAAGAGAGGAAGAACAAAGAAGAAGAGAGGAAGAAGAGAGGAGAAAGGAGGAGGAAGAGGAGGCAGCUAGGAGAGAGGAGGAAAGGAGAAGAGAAGAAGAGGAAGCCAGGAGGAGGGAAGAAGAACGGAGAAGAGAAGAAGAGGAAGCCAGGAGAAGGGAAGAAGAACAGAGGAGAGAAGAAGAGGAAGCUAAACGAAGGGAAGAAGAACAGAGGAGAGAAGCAGAGGAAGCUAAAAGAAGGGAAGAAGAACAGAGAAGAGAAGAAGAAGAAAUGGAGAGACAGCAACAAGAACAACAGAGGCAACAAGAAGAGCAGAGAAGACAAGAAGAGGCUGCAAAGAGAGAGCAAGAAGAGGCAAGGACACAGGAAGAAGAAAGAGAACGAAGGGCAAGAGAACAAGCAGAAGAAGAAGCAAGGCAAAAGAGGGAGGAACAAGAAGGGCAACCAGAAGGACAAGGGGAGAGACAACAACCGGAAGAAGAAAGGCAGCAAGAGGAGCAGAGAAGACGAGAAGAAGCUGAAGCAAGGCAGCAAGAAGAGGCCAAGAGACAACAACAAGAAGAAAGAGAACGGAAAGCCAGGCAAGAAGAAGAAGCUAGGCAAGAGAUGGAGAGACAGCACCAAGAGGAAGAGAGAAGAAGAGAGGAAACUGCAGCAAGAGAGCAAGAAGAGCAAGGAGACAGAAGAAGAUCGAGAAAAACAGGCAAGACAAAGAGAGGAGCAGGAGGGACAAGGAGGAGGAUGGCAACAAGGAGCAGGACAACAGAGAGGAGAGCUGAAAAGAGAAGCCGAAAUGGCAAAUGGCAAGGGGGGUGUGAGGAGCAUGGUUUAGAUUAACUACCAACUUCGCAGCGUUUCCUGGAUUUUCGUAGUCUUGAAUAAAGCUGCCUUAAUCAGUUUGAGACGUACUUUUAUGAAUAAACAAUCUGGUGUACAGUCCUAAGUUUUGAGUUGAUGUUCUGGCUGUAAUAUUUUCUUGUUUGUAGUUUUAAUUCAUCUUGUAGUUUAUCUUUUGACCAUUCCACUGCUAGAAGACCACCAGAAUUAGUGUUUUUUCUUCUGGUUUGUUGAGCUAUCAGGUGAAUAACUAGCGAGAAGGCAAUCGUUUGUGGUCAAUCUUAAACAGGAAGUACUAGGUUUUGACAAUUGGCAAACUAAUAUGAUAUGAAGGUUCUUAUUUGGGA
Molecule: messenger RNA, 2831 nt
Organism: Carica papaya (papaya)
Lineage: Eukaryota; Viridiplantae; Streptophyta; Magnoliopsida; Brassicales; Caricaceae
Product: RmlC-like cupins superfamily protein
Source: RefSeq, a predicted model, not a curated record